AUGCCUCCAAAGAACCGUGUCAUUAUCGAUACUGAUCCAGGCGUCGAUGAUGUCUUGGCUCUAAUUCUAGCUCUGUCCUCGCUACCAGAAGAGCUGGAAGUUCUACUAAUCUCGGUGACUUAUGGUUUAAAAUUCAGUUGCCUCAAGAAUGUCGCCGCCUUGUUUCACAUCAUUGAUUUGGAAAUCAAAUGGCGCGAGGCCCAAAGCAAGCCCAUAGGCUUCUCGUCCCUGUUGGGUUGUAAACCAGUUGUCGCGAUAGGCGCCGAUCAUCCGUUAGAAGAGGAAGUGCUUGCUGCCGAUCAUUUCCAUGGUGCAGAUGGCCUUCACGGCGUCCACGACUCACUACCCCAUCUAGCCCCGGCCCAGAUGUGGGACAAGGUGUUCCAGGAGGGUGCCGAUGACACGCCUUCUUUGUUUUCUGCAUCCAAGGUCCCCGCUCACAAGGAGAUUCUACGAAUUUUGCGAGAGAAUCCCCCAGACACUAUCACCAUUGCAGUACUUGGGCCAAUGACCAACAUUGCGCUAGCGGCAAGCGAGGAUCCAGAGACCUUUAUCAAGGUCAAGGAGCUUGUCGUCAUGGGCGGUGCCAUUGAUGUGCCCGGGAACAUCACCCCCGUUGCCGAGUUCAACACCUAUGCCGAUCCUGUCGCGGCGGCACGGGUUUAUGCCUUGACUUCACCAAGUCCCCAGUCCACCCUGCCUCCCUCGUCUUUGCCCGCAUAUCCGCCCAAGCUUCCACGCAGAGUCGAGCUCAAGCUGUUCCCCUUGGAUCUGACGUCACCUCAUCGUCUCUCGAAAUCUCAGUUUGACGAGAGAUCGCAGCCCCUGGCUGAGGGCGGCAGUCCACUCGCACAGUGGAUGGCGCACUUCAUGUCGCGGACGUUUGAAAAGAUCAAUUCUUUCAAGCCUCUCGGGUCUACUAGCGAGCCAAGCUUGCAGCUUCACGAUCCCAUGGUGUUGUGGUAUAUCCUUACGUCCGAGGACAAAAGCUGGAAGCGCAGCGCUCGGGGUGAGGAUAUUAGAGUCGAGGCUGUAGGGCAAUGGAGUCGCGGAGAGUUAAUCACAGACAAGAGGGGCAUGGCGAAACCGCUUGACCAUGACGAUGACGAAUUGACUCUUGAUGAGGUCCCUGGAGACACAGAUGGCUGGUUCACUCCUGGUAAAGGCAAUAGGGUCACGCGCAUGCUUCAAUCUCCCGGAGAGACACGGUUCGCUCACGUUCUACUAGACGCCGUUUUCCCA
This is a messenger RNA of Clonostachys solani, 1242 nucleotides long. Lineage: Eukaryota; Fungi; Ascomycota; Sordariomycetes; Hypocreales; Bionectriaceae. The record is from the annotation of a GenBank genome assembly.